AUGGUUGGCAAAUUAAAAAAUCAAUGUUAUACGGGGAUACAAUAUAUAGGGGAGGUUGAAGUAGAUAAAUCCUUUGUUGCUGCUACUAAAUGUCAAUUGAGCUAUUUUAAGGAACUUUAUUAUCAAUGUUCACGACACCAGAGCCUUUUGACUGUGGAAUCUAUUGUUCAACAUCCCGCUGAUGGGACUGACUUACUUGUAUGUGAAGUGGUCCAAACUUUAAAUGAUUAUUUUGAGGAGCAGAAACUUGAUGGGGCAGAAGUGACUGAAACUCAGUGGUGGGAACAUAUCUCUGAGAAAUUUCGAAGAAUUUUUAGAGAUGUGAUUCAAGGGAUGAUGUUCUUAUACUCAGCAACUGAUUAUGAUUGUGGGGACUUGUCAUUCAAUGUGUUUGUUACAAAAAGUGGCAGAGGGAAGAUUUUGCCAAGCAUGGUUAAGAGAACUGGAACGAAACAAACUGUAGAUCAUAUCAAAAUACUCAAAGAUUUAAUGAAGACAGUCAUUGCUUUUCCAUUCAGUGGCAUUACAGAAAGUUUGGAGCUCCCACUUGAACUACAAAGGUUUUUGGAUUUUGAACAUUCGAGAUGGUAAGUUUAGCACACUAACUUUAAAUCUAUAGUUGCAUGACUAUCAAAUUUUGUACUUGCGUUACUCAUAGUUUAUGUUUCUUGUUUUUUAGUUUCAGUCCGGCUUGGUUUGUGAUUAAUUGUCCCUUUUUCUGGACCGUGGAAGAACGGAUCCAGUUUGCGCAUGAGCUAAAGAUGUUGAUCAAGCUUAAUCUGAAGUUUAGAUAUACGAUUGAAGCAUGUCUUGAGGAUGCAAAUUUGUUUUCUAAUUGGAAUGAUGUUGUUGUUGAUGGCAUUUAUAAGAAGAUACUGGACUAUCAUGGACCAACAACCUCAAAUGCUGAAGAUGAUGAUGCAGAUGAAUCAGCAGCACAUGCAAAAUCCAAAGGUAUGACAUUACUAACUUUCUGCAAUAAAAUUCUGAACACACCUCAUGUUACAAAGUUUUGCGUUAAUAACAAACUGCUGCAUAGGAUCUAUAGGUUUAUUUUAAUCUUCAUUCCCAGGGGUCCUUAAUUUCUUUCUAAGUAACAUGCUUAUGAGAUUCUAAGAUAUUAGUACUAUAUGCAUAUACUUUCAUCAAUAUUUAAAAAAAUAAAUAUUAUAUACCAAAAGAUCAUUUAUAUAUCAUCUACUAGAAACAUACAAAAGGCUGUGCAUAUUAGCCUAUACAACUACUGCCACAUAUUGGUUCAUACAAAAGUACCACUUGCCCAGAAUAUAUAUACAUAAUAAAGUUUAAUAAAGUAACCUGCUUUUUUAUAAGAAAACACAUAUUUAUUCUAUUGAGUUAUUGCAGUAAGCAACUUUGGUUAUCGCUCUAGAGUCGACAUUUGUCGAUUUUUUGUUGCAGCAUACUCGCAUUUGAAUGAUCAAAAAUAUCCAGGUUAGUAAUGCGAGUAUGCUGCAACAAAAAAUCGACAAAUGUCGACUCUAGAGCGAUAACCAAAGUUGCUUACUGCAAUAACUCAAUAGAAUAAAUAUGUGUUUUCUUAUAAAAAAGCAGGUUACUUUAUUAAACUUUAUUAUGUAUAUAUAUUCUGGGCAAGUGGUACUUUUGUAUGAACCAAUAUGUGGCAGUAGUUGUAUAGGCUAAUAUGCACAGCCUUUUGUAUGUUUCUAGUAGAUGAUAUAUAAAUGAUCUUUUGGUAUAUAAUAUUUAUUUUUUUAAAUAUUGAUGAAAGUAUAUGCAUAUAGUACUAAUAUCUUAGAAUCUCAUAAGCAUGUUACUUAGAAAGAAAUUAAGGACCCCUGGGAAUGAAGAUUAAAAUAAACCUAUAGAUCCUAUGCAGCAGUUUGUUAUUAACGCAAAACUUUGUAACAUGAGGUGUGUUCAGAAUUUUAUUGCAGAAAGUUAGUAAUGUCAUACCUUUGGAUUUUGCAUGUGCUGCUGAUUCAUCUGCAUCAUCAUCUUCAGCAUUUGAGGUUGUUGGUCCAUGAUAGUCCAGUAUCUUCUUAUAAAUGCCAUCAACAACAACAUCAUUCCAAUUAGAAAACAAAUUUGCAUCCUCAAGACAUGCUUCAAUCGUAUAUCUAAACUUCAGAUUAAGCUUGAUCAACAUCUUUAGCUCAUGCGCAAACUGGAUCCGUUCUUCCACGGUCCAGAAAAAGGGACAAUUAAUCACAAACCAAGCCGGACUGAAACUAAAAAACAAGAAACAUAAACUAUGAGUAACGCAAGUACAAAAUUUGAUAGUCAUGCAACUAUAGAUUUAAAGUUAGUGUGCUAAACUUACCAUCUCGAAUGUUCAAAAUCCAAAAACCUUCGUAGUUCAAGUGGGAGCUCCAAACUUUCUGUAAUGCCACUGAAUGGAAAAGCAAUGACUGUCUUCAUUAAAUCUUUGAGUAUUUUGAUAUGAUCUACAGUUUGUUUCGUUCCA
This is a messenger RNA of Trifolium pratense (red clover), 2446 nucleotides long. RefSeq lists its product as uncharacterized. Bases 1 to 591 code for a protein of 196 amino acids. The transcript is spliced from 2 exons. Lineage: Eukaryota; Viridiplantae; Streptophyta; Magnoliopsida; Fabales; Fabaceae. The record is from RefSeq and is a predicted model, not a curated record.